AUGCAUAUAUUGGAUACACUCUCCAUUGCUAAUUAUCAUAGUCCAGAUCCAUAAAUCAAAGACCAUCUAUUAAAAACAGCCAAAGAACUCUAUAAAUCAGAUUCAGAAUUACCAAAAUUAUUAUAAAGAUAUGAAUUAACUAUAAAUAUUAUAGAAAGUCAAUAGUUCAAUGCUAAAGUAUUAAAAUACAUUAUAAUUAGUAAUACUUAUCAUUAUAUGCUACAAUAAUGAGAACAAAAAUCAAAGAAUUUUACACUAACUAAAGAUAUUAGUUAUUUUGUAAUGUUUAUGUUCCAACCAAAUUCAGUAGAACAAUUAAUGUAUUUUGUUAUAAUCCUUCACUUACUGGUUAUGUUGCACUUAUUAAAAGUGUAUAAAUGACAAGUCUGAUAGCAAUGGAGGAAAUGUUAUAUCAAAUAGAUAAUAAAGAAUAAGAAUAGUUUUAUACAUUUGAUGAAUUAUUUGAUGAUGUAUAAAUUUCUUUUAAUCUUUAGAAAACUAUUCCAAUAAUUAAUAUGACUCCAGAAAAAGAAUAAUAGAAACCUUUUGUCAGAAGACAUAAAAAGUCUUUAUCAGAACAUUAAAUAUUUGAUUUUUAAAGAGACUAAAACUAAUCAUAGAUGUUUUCAUAAUUGCAAUCAUUUCAAUAAAAUUAACCUUGUAAUUCAAACUCAAUUAUACAUAGUUUAUUUUACUUAAGUCAAACCAUAAUCAUUUCUAUAAGAUGAUUACUAAUUCCCUUCUUUAGAUUAAAUAAACUCUGAAAAAAAAUAAAAUCUAUUUUAGGAUGAAUAAAAGAAAGGAUAAAUACUUAUAAACCAAUUAGAUUAGCAAUUAAAUUAGAAUUUUUAUUUAUAGAAAUUAGAAGAAACUCUCCCUGACACUGAUGAUUUUGAUUUAUUUCCACCUUUAGAAAUGAAUUCAUUAAUUAAUUAACCCUCUGUAAAUAAAUUACAACAUAGUGAUUAAAAAAAGCAGAUGACAAAUCCAAUCUAUACAGGGAGAUUAAAGUUUUUUGAUGAAUAAAAAAAUUAUGGAUUUAUUGUUAUGGAUGAAGAUAAAUCAGAUAUUUUUGUUCAUUUAGAUGAUUUAUAAAAGGCUGGUGUUACAAAGGAAGUUUUAAAAACAGCUAAAUUAGGGUCUUAGAUUAGGUAUUUUAUUAAUUCAUAAAUAUAUAUAGAUUUUAAUUUAAUUGUAUGGUCUAUGUUGGAAAAUACAAAAAGUCUAGAAAAGCUGUUGAAUUAAAAUUACUAAACAACUAAUAACCAAAUAACUUUAGAGAAUAUUAAUGA
This is a messenger RNA of Paramecium primaurelia, 1292 nucleotides long. Lineage: Eukaryota; Ciliophora; Oligohymenophorea; Peniculida; Parameciidae. The record is from the annotation of a GenBank genome assembly.